This is a messenger RNA of Camelina sativa (false flax), 620 nucleotides long. The record is from RefSeq and is a predicted model, not a curated record. NCBI's taxonomy places the organism in Eukaryota, Viridiplantae, Streptophyta, Magnoliopsida, Brassicales, Brassicaceae.
UUUUCUUCUUCUUCGGUUCCGUCUCUCCUCUCUCUCUCUCUCUUUCUCCGGCGACGAAAGCAAACCGAGAAGUGACGAUCCGUUCACCAAAUCGGAGAUUCAAGUGACCAAAAUCGGACAGUUUUGUUCAGAAAAAUUAGGAUUUCAUUUUUAAUUGGGAUUUUAUGUUAGCAAAAAUUAGGGUUCGUUCACCAAAUCGGAGAUUCAAGUGGCCAAAAUGGGACAGUUUGGUUCAGUGAUGCUCCAAUCUCCUUAUCUGGUCUGAGAUAUUUUGUACCAAGAUGCAAAGAGAACACCGUUUGUUCUGUUUUCACUCGUCCAACCGUACGAUCCACAAGUUGUCACUGGAUCCCAUGACACGACCAUUAAAUUUUGGGACCUUCGAUAUGAUGAAUGCGGAGCCUGAGUACGCGACAGCUAAAAUAGCGGUGUGGUGGGACAUGAAGGGCUGUCCGAUUCCCCGCGAGGGUUAUGAUGCUCGUCAGGUCCGUCCGAGCAUAGAAGGGGCGUUGAAGGAACUAGGCUACUCGGGUCCUGUCUCCAUCACCGGGUAUGGCGACCAAAGACAAACCCCUUAUCACAUCCUGAAAGGGCUCUCUUCCACCGGAGUCGGUCUUGCA